UCGGAGACGACGUUAAAACGAGGCUUGCAAUCGUCUGCUAUCACAAGAACACAGCUCUUGGAGGUGAGCGGAUCUAAAACUUGUGUUCUUAAAAGGCGGCUUGAGUUCAAGAAUCGUUCAAUACCUGUUGGGACUGUACUGAAGUAGUGCCGUACCGGAACAAGUUCGGUCCUAGUUUCAAUACAAUUAAGGGUGUGGCCAGGUGGUUACCUGUGCAAAUUUUUUCACGUUUGUAAAAAAAUGGCAAUGCAACCACAGCAGCAAGUUUUUGAACAAAAGACAGAGACCCGUUUGUCCGUUCUAGAAGAACAAAACAACAUACUCCAGAGCUAUUUUGAGAAAAAGCAGGCUGGCAAGAGCUUAGAUGAUGAGGAUGGAGAUGAAAAUAAGGAGAGAGGAAACUGGAGUGGACGUUUUGACUUCUUCCUGUCCUGUCUAGGAUAUGCUGUGGGUCUCGGAAAUGUUUGGCGUUUCCCUUAUCUCUGCUACAGGAAUGGAGGAGGUGCUUUCCUUAUUCCCUAUGUAAUUAUGUUGGCCAUUGUUGGUGUUCCCAUCUUCCUAAUGGAGUUGUCCCUCGGACAGUUUGCAAGUGCUGGACCUGUGACAUGCUGGAAAUAUGCACCCCUUUUCACAGGUGUGGGAUAUGGAAUGUUCAUCGUAUCGGGGCUUGUUGGUAUCUACUACAACAUGAUCAUCGGCUGGGCCUGCUACUACCUGUUUGCCUCCUUUACCACCGAACUGCCAUGGGACAAGUGUGGAUCCUGGAGCACAAACCUUUGUUUCGACAGAGUUCACAUUCUGAACCAAACGGCUGGUGAAACCUGUCAAUUGGCUGGUUCUAGAACUAUGAACAAAACUUGGUUCAGCAACUUCAACUGGGGCACCUGCCAUGACGAUCAGCCAUUUGCCAAGUCAAACGUAGUGGGUUUCAUUAACAAGACGCUGGCUAGCGAGUUCGGCAUCAAGCGUGAACUGCCAUCCCAGGAAUAUUUUGAUUACGUGGCAACUGGUGCAGGCUACAGUGCAGGUCUGGAUGAUCUGCAGUCGCCUCGCUGGCAGAUGGUCCUGUGCUACCUUCUAGCUUUCGUCUUUGUCGUCUUGGCGCUCAGCAAGAGUAUUAAGACUUCAGGCAAGGUCGUGUAUUUCACUGCCACAUUUCCCUAUAUUGUGUUGGUCAUCCUGCUGAUCCGUGGUGUAAUGCUGGAUAACUACAUGGAGGGCAUAAAAUUUUAUAUCACACCAGAUCUGGAAAGACUGAAGGACUCCGGGGUGUGGAAGGAUGCUGCUGUGCAGAUCUUCUUUUCUCUGUCUGCUUCAUGGGGUGGUUUGAUUGCUUUGGCCAGUUACAACAAGUUCCACAACAACUGUGUCAGGGAUACGUUGACUGUAGCGUUUGGUAACUGUCUGACCAGUGUGUUUGCCGGAUUUGUGAUCUUUUCCUACCUCGGCUACCUGUCGAAACUGAUCGACGUUCCAGUUGCUGAAGUGGCAAAGAGUGGACCAUCCUUGACCUUUGUGGUGUACCCGUUCGCCGUGACGACUCUACCUGCGGCACCAGUCUGGGCUAUCCUUUUCUUUAUGAUGUUGAUCACUCUCGGUGUAGAUUCCGAGUUCGUAUUGGUGGAGACUGUGAUCACCUCCCUCCUCGACAGAUUCCCAAAACUGAGAAAACAAAAGCUCCUCACUGUUAUUGGUAUAUCGGCGUUGUUCUUCCUCCUUGGUUUGACACUGACUACAAAUGGAGGAAUCUACAUGUUGGAGGUCAUGGAUACCUAUUCUGGCGGAUGGAACAUUCUCGUCAUUGCCAUCUGUGAAUGUAUCUCGAUCGGCUGGAUAUACGGAGUGCAACGAUUUAUGAACGACAUUGAAUGCAUGAUUGGAAAUAGUAUUGUGUUUACGAUCCUGAAGUACUGGUGGGCGUUCUGCUGGUGCUUUCUCACUCCCCUCUUGUGUGCUGCCAUCAUCAUAUUCUCCUGGGUGGAUUACAAGAGCAUGGCAGAAGGCGAUAGUGGUGACAAGUACCCAGUAUUUGCUGACGUUCUCGGAUGGCUGAUGACCAUGCUUGUGAUCAUUUGCAUAAUCGGAACUGCCAUCUACCAGCUGGCAAUCACCCCAGGAAGUAUUGCUGAGCGCUUCCGAAAGACAUGCUCUCCCACUCCAGAGUGGGGUCCUGCUCUUGUGAAGCACCGAAAAGAAUGCGCAGAGUACACCGUGGAGAAGAACUAUGAUCGUUCCUUUGUUGUUGAUCCGUGGAAUGAAGGUCCCAUCCCAUCUAAGGGAGAUCUCCCGAUGACCACUACCGGUGGUAAUCAAAAUAUAGGCUAUGUCCCAUGUCAAGACACGCAGUACAAUCCUAACAUCAAGAUGACACAGAAAGGAGGGUAUGCCAACGAUGGAUAUGAUGCUAGGCUGUAACUGCUGGGCAGAACAGAUCUGAAAUAUCUACUCAAAACAAACGCAGGACAGAAGUUUUCAUGGGAGAUAACUCCGGAUGUUUGUAAAAAAAAUAAUGUGCAUAAUAUACUUACUAGCUGUUGUGUUCUUACACCAUCAAAGACUCGAGGAAUUCCAAACGAAGUGAUUUAAGACGUCGUUCAUAUCGUGGUUGCAGUGCAGGUGAUGGUCUUUAUGGCUUUUGGUUGUGACUGUAAUGAAGACAUUGUCGGAUCUUGUCACAAUGACAGAAAUUGAGAUGAACUUUGACCCUUUGAAGGAAUAAUCUACUAUGGCAAUAUGGGUUUUUUACUACCUUUAUCGUAACAGUGUGGUGGUAGAAAUUGAUAUCGGGGUAUUUCUCAGAAGGAAUGACCAAAAAAUUCCAAUUUUGUGGUCGCAUAGAUAAUGAUACAUUCCAGUGCUGCUCCGUUAUCAAGAUUAGGUUUUGGGGUCCAAGAUGGACAAUGGUAUUCAAGUCCCAACAUUGUGCCAACUUACAUGUUUCUAAUUAUUUGUAAAUCACAAAAAAGGUUACGUGUUACUUGGAAGAAGAGAUAUUUUAUUAACAUUUUGUGAUCUAUUUUUAUGAUAUUUCGUAUAUUAACUCGCCAAUUAUACUUUGUCAGAGAAAAUAACGUUUU
This is a messenger RNA of Mizuhopecten yessoensis (Yesso scallop), 3077 nucleotides long. Its product is annotated as sodium- and chloride-dependent neutral and basic amino acid transporter B(0+)-like. The transcript has 17 exons. Bases 241 to 2415 code for a protein of 724 amino acids. Gene Ontology annotation, biological process: sodium ion transmembrane transport. The record is from RefSeq and is a predicted model, not a curated record. Gene Ontology annotation, cellular component: membrane. NCBI's taxonomy places the organism in Eukaryota, Metazoa, Mollusca, Bivalvia, Pectinida, Pectinidae.